Molecule: messenger RNA, 1446 nt
Organism: Arachis ipaensis
Lineage: Eukaryota; Viridiplantae; Streptophyta; Magnoliopsida; Fabales; Fabaceae
Source: RefSeq, a predicted model, not a curated record
AUGGUUAGGGCUGACGCAUCCGUCAACAUCAAGGUGCUUCUAAAUGCAACGGCAGCACACUUUGGCUUCAGGCCUACAUACCGGAGGGUGUGGAUGGCGAAGCAGAAGGCGGUCGCAAUCAUCUACGGGGACUGGGAUGAGUCGUACAAUGAGCUCCCUUGGUGGAUCUUAGGAGUUCAGUUGACUAUGCCUGGCACUGUAGCAGUCCUCAGGACCUGUCCUGUUCGAGUUGGUGGACAGGUGGACGAGUCUCAGGCUUAUUUUCAUAGGAUGUUCUGGACUUUUUCCCCUUGUAUCGAAGCAUUUUGUCAUUGCAAGCCGUUGGACGGGAAUUCCAACAUACUCCCUGUGGCAUUCACACUAGUUGAGGGUGAGAAUGCUGAGUCAUGGUCCUUCUUUCUCUCCCACCUCCGUCAGCACGUGACACCUCAUCCAGGUCUGUUAGUUAUUUCAGAUAGGCAUAACGGCAUCAAGGCAGCACUUGAGGCACCUGAUGGGGGAUGGCUACCUCCGUCUGCAUACCGGGCAUUCUGCAUUCGACACGUUGCAGCGAAUUUCGCCCUCACCUUCAAGGGCAAAGAUGCCCAGAGGCUUCUUGUGAACGCCGCAUAUGCGAAGACCGAGGUGGAGUUUGACUACUGGUUUGACAUCCUGCGCUCUGAGAAUCCGGCAAUGUGUGACUGGGCGAACCGAAUUGAGUACUCGUUGUGGACACAGUACUGUGAUGAGGGUCGGACAUUCGGGCACAUGACGACAAAUAUAUCAGAGUGUGUCAAUUCAAUCCUUAAGGGGGUAAGGAACCUCCCCGUGUGCUCGCUUGUGAAAGCCACAUACGGAAGGCUGGCUGAGCUAUUUGUCCGUAAGGGGAGGGAGGCCGAGGCUCAGAUGGGUACCGGACAACAAUUCAGUCAAUACCUAGUAAAGUGUAUCGAGGCCAACCUGAAGACAGCCAGGUGCUUCACCGUGACUGUUUAUGAUAGGGAUAACUCGGAGUACACCGUGGCAGAGACGACGCCAACAUGUUCAUUCUCACUUGGUACCUACAGGGUCUCACUGGGGUCUCAGACAUGUGAUUGUGGAUACUUCCAAGCACUUCAUUUCUCGUGUCCUCACGCAUUAGCAUGCUGUGCUUAUUCACGUCUUACUUGGCAGCCUUACGUCCACCAGGUCUAUCGCCUUAGUUCUGUUUUCGGUGUUUACCAGAUGGGAUUUACAGCUCCCAUUCCGGAGGGUUUCUGGCCACCCUAUGCCGGGCCUACCGUUAUACCGGAUCCGAACAUGAGGCGUGCGAAGGAGGGUCGUCCAAGGUCCAUACGCAUUCGCACCAACAUGGAUGAUGCAGAUCCGAACCGGCCAAAGAGAUGCGGCCUCUGCAGGCAGCCAGGACACAGUCGUCGGAGUUGUCCUCAAGCCGGACGACACACCGGAACAGUUGGGAAUGAGUAG